This is a messenger RNA of Ectocarpus sp. CCAP 1310/34, 1478 nucleotides long. The record is from the annotation of a GenBank genome assembly. Lineage: Eukaryota; Phaeophyceae; Ectocarpales; Ectocarpaceae.
UCCCUUACCGCUGCCCGGAACCCUUACCCUCUACUCUCUGGUGCAUCUUCAUCUCUCCGUGAACGCGAUAUGUUAGCGUUUGUUUGUUGUGAUUGAAGGUUGCCCUAGUGAUGAGUGUUUCCUUCGUGUUCUCCGCGGCGUUGUUUGCCUGCCUCUCCUGUAUUUCCUUCGCACAGUCUCCAGCCAGAACAACAGCACCAGUCUCGUUGCCAUCAUCCUGCCCAUCUCCAACAACUGGCCCACAACAACAGCAGGAUGGAGAUGCGUGGACCGGCAUGCCGGGAAGCAUCACCGAGAGAUCGUUCUUUGCCAUAAAGCCGGAUGGUCUUCAGAGGGGUCUCGUCGGAGAGGUGAUGUCGCGUUUCGAACGAAAGGGGUGGAAGCUGGUCGGGCUCAAGAUGCUCACUCCCGGCCGACAGCUGGUGGAACGCCACUAUGAGGAGCACGCCGACAAAGACUUUUUUGAGAAGUUGUUGGACUACAUGUGCUCUGGCCCGGUCGUGGCCAUGGUGUGGGAGGGGCACAACGUCAUCGCCGGGGGACGCAAGUUGUUGGGCGCGACGAACCCACUCGAGGCGGGAGCGGGCACAAUACGAGGAGACCUCUGCACGAACGCAGGGCGAAAUCUCGUCCACGCUUCGGAUGGGCCGGAGUCCGCCCGACGCGAGAUAGAGCUGUGGUUCAGUCGGGAGGAAACCGUACAGUGGAGUCGCGCGACGGAUCCUUGGAUAUCUAAGAACCUUUAAAAAUGAGUUGCGCAAAGGGUGGGUCAAAGCAUACCAGCUGUGGUUCGAGCGCAGCCGGAUCUGGCGUCGUCGAUGACAUUAGGUUCUACAAGCUCGCAACCGGAGGGUCCCUGGCUCCCACGUUCGACCAGGACCCAUCUCUUCCUCGACAGGCGUAUUUCAUGACGUUCUGGUCGUGUACGAGAGCUGGCGAUUCUUGAGGUUAUUGCUUGAAGCUCAGCCUCUCGGUUGCGGUAUACUUAGUUAAGAACUGAAGAGUGUUGAUGGACGGCUAACAAUAUAUUCGCACCUUUCGCUGUGGCAGCGGCCGGCACCUUAUCUUGGGAGUGGGACUGGGCGCAGCUAGGGUCGACACUCACAGGAGCCGCAGCACCGCCAAGUUGUCCAGCAACAAGCAUCUUAGGGCUGGCCUCGUCUGAAGAUGUUGGCAAGUGUUUGCUCCGCAACGCGGGGUGCGCAGCGUGAACAUUCCACAUUCUUCAAACGCCAACUUCACACCCGAGCAUACGGUGUUGGUUAGGCAGAAUUGGUACGUUACAGCGGUCCUUGUCAAGCCGAUAGAAGCGCCAGACAGAUCAGUUUGACCAGUGCUGCCCCGACUCCGCACGGACAUGCUAGCGUGGCGCGUUUCGACUCUGCGGACGUUGAAACCAACGGAUCUGUAGUGAAGGCCCAGGCCAUGGUACUCGGGUUGCCAUGUUCUAGACUACCGGGGGUUGCCAUGUUCUAGAC